AUGGAUUGUGACAAAUGCAGAAACAAAGCCCUCAAAACUGCUGCUGAGGUCAAAGGUGUAACAUCAGUUUCAUUAGAAGGAGAUGAUAAAGAUAAGGUAUCUGUUACCGGUGAUAAUGUAAACACAAUUUGCUUAGCCAACCAGCUAAAGAAGAAAUUCAAAAAUGUCACAAUUCUAAGUGUGGAAGAAGUGAAAAAGAAAACAGAAGAAGAAAAGAAAAAGGAAGAAGAAAAGAAAAAAGAAGAAGAAAAGAAAAAGAUGAUGGAAGCAUGUCGUGCUGUUUUGCAUGGCUCAUGCAUCAAGUGUCAUAGCAUGAGUUGUAAUGGUAAGUGUUCGUGCACAAAAUGUUCAAGUCCAAAGUGUGAUGGAAAACUUUGUUUCACUAUUUGCUUUAAGUGUGAGAAUCCAAAGAGUUGUUGUGAGUGUAAGCCUGCAAGUUGCUCCAAUUGUGACCACAAAAAGUGUGAUGGUGGUUGCAAAUCUAAGAAGCCUCCUUCACCAUGCUCUCAACAAUGUCCUCCGUGGUGCACAUGUCAGAAGUGUUGUGCUCGAUAUCAAUAUCAACCUUGUUACAACCCGUAUCCACCUUAUUGCACGGUUGGUUACGAACCAUGUCCCGAUAAUUGCUCCAUCAUGUGA
This is a messenger RNA of Lathyrus sativus (Indian pea), 639 nucleotides long. NCBI's taxonomy places the organism in Eukaryota, Viridiplantae, Streptophyta, Magnoliopsida, Fabales, Fabaceae. The record is from the annotation of a GenBank genome assembly.